CGAAAGCUCCCUUCCCACCCAUAAACCCCACCACCGAAUACUGUACAUAGUUGAUCUUUUAUAAUGAAUGGAAAGUGAAGAACACAUAUUGAUAUCUGAAUUGAAUGAGAAAAUUUUCCAGAUCUUUUCAGAUUUCAUGUCAAGGGUCACAAAAUUUGAGGAGUUGGUUGCUGUGGGAAGUAGGUUACUUGUUGGCUUUCACCAAGGACUAGAGUUUCUUUGCCGGCUGCCAAUAAACAAGACAUCUGAGUUGAUCGAGCGCAUCUUUAAAGCUAAUGAAACCAGGAGGGUUUUAACAUAUGUUGAAUCUGGAUGCAUAAAUGCUCAUGACAGCAUACAAAAUAUAAGCAACUUGCAUACAUGCCAAGUUGGACUUCGCGACCAUUUAAAUAAAGCCAAGUGCUUAGUAGAUGAACUUGAAGGACUUGUCAAGGAAGUAACAGUUGCAAUGCAAGUUGCAACUGAAAGCAAACCACAUUUGCAGGGCAAAGUUACACAAUAUGAGUUUGGUCCAGAAGCAACUAUGUAUGAUAAGGAAGAAAUUGUAUCAUCUGAGCUUCAAAAACCUGACGUUACCAAUUAUGCUGCCAUGAUGGGUAUUAUAUACAGCAUGGUGAAGCUGGACUACAUUAUGCAGGAAAAGAUCAUUUCUUCUCUUAAUCUCAAGUCAUCGUCCAGAGAACUGGAGAGCUAUAGCUUGAUGUGGUCCUUGCGACCUUUUAUGAACGAUGAAAUCAUGCAUCAAGCUUGGAGAUUCAUUUCAUGAGUGUUGCCAGUUUCUUUCUGCAAAGAUUUUUUGGUUUUAAAUUUUGUUGUAAGGAAGAACAAUCUGUUUGACUGGUUUCGUUUUUUAAUUAAUAACAGUAGUGUUUGUUUAUUUUUCAUUAAAAAUUAGAUUUAUUUUC
Camellia sinensis is the source of this 905-nucleotide messenger RNA. RefSeq lists its product as uncharacterized. The record is from RefSeq and is a predicted model, not a curated record. Lineage: Eukaryota; Viridiplantae; Streptophyta; Magnoliopsida; Ericales; Theaceae.